Zalophus californianus (California sea lion) is the source of this 688-nucleotide messenger RNA. Its product is annotated as NADH dehydrogenase [ubiquinone] iron-sulfur protein 5-like. NCBI's taxonomy places the organism in Eukaryota, Metazoa, Chordata, Mammalia, Carnivora, Otariidae. The record is from RefSeq and is a predicted model, not a curated record. The coding region runs from base 132 to 569 and encodes 145 amino acids. Gene Ontology annotation, biological process: mitochondrial respiratory chain complex I assembly. The transcript has a single exon.
AGAUGUGGUUCAUACAUACAAUGGAAAAUUAUUCAGCUAUGAGAAAGAAUAAAAUCCUGCCAUCUGUGAUAACACGGAUAGAUCUCAAUGCUAAGUGAAAUAAGCCAGAUGGAGAGAAAGACAAAUACUAAAUGGUGUCUCUUAAAGCUUGGAAAAUCUUAAAAAUCUUAAAUAAAAAAAGUCAAACUUUUAGAGAUCAUCCAGUAGUGGCGGCCUGCAAGGAGACAAGGGCUCCGUGGCGCGACGCCAGGCCUUUCUUUGAUGUGCAGAAAAGGCUGGGCCUUCACUUAGAUCAUUGGAUGACAAUCCAAAGUGCUGAGCAGCUUCACAAGAUUCCAGGUCGAUGCCAUGCUUUUGAAAAAGAAUGGAUAGAAUGUGCGCAUGGAAUCGGUGGUACCCGUGCAGAGAAAGAGUGCAAGAUGGAAUUUGAUGAUUUCGUAGAAUGUCUGCUUCAGCAGAAAACGAUGAAACAUCUGAGUGACGUCAGGAGGCAGCGAGAUAAGCUAAUAAAGGAAGGGAAGUACGCACCUCCACUUCACCACUUGGGCAAGGAGGAUCGUAGGCCCUGAGCAGAGCUGCUGCUGAUGGCUGGAGGCUGAUUUUCAUGUUCUCUCUUCUCCCCUGGAAAGUUCAUUUACUGAAAACCUCUUUGCGAAAGUGUCUAAAAAUAAAGGAUUGCUCUAUCCUG